AUGGUGGGACAACGGACAUAUGCUCGUCGGCGAAAUGUUCUGGACGAGGCCGAUGUCACCACGAUCGAGAGUAUUUUGUCGAGGUGGGACGAGGACUUCCCCAACACCGGCGAGAUCACUACGACUGCGGUCUGGAUGGACAUCGUCAAGUGCACCGCCGAGAGCUCAACGUGUUUGACUCCAGCAUCGCCUUCCAUUACGAGCAUAAGCGACUGGCAUUACAUCAACCUGCCGCUUCAUAUUAAUGGGGACAAGUGGGAGGACAAGGACACGGACCUCACACUCCGCUCCACACAGUCGCGGGUAUCAGCGAGGCCUUCCCUAAGUGACGGUGGCGGCAACAGCGAGACUUUCACGUCGCCCUGCGUGUUUAGCAACCCACACGCUGUCUGGGAUGCCGCUGGUGGCCUGUACAGCCUCAAUAAAUGGAGCUUGAAUAUCGACAGCUUCAGGCCGACACUGGAGAACGCUUCGGAGCUCAUCGCGUUGCUUCCGAGUGUCCAGGACAACAUCACGUUCUCGCAGUACGUGAACGUGACGUACAAUGAACUGAACACGGCGCUGGUUACCAACCAGGUGCUGCGUGAAGUGGCUUUAGAGACGUACAACUUCGCUAACACUAUCGUGUACUCGAACCUGGACCUGAAUGCCACAAGCUCGGGAACUUACCCGUGCCCGUCGGCUUCGUACCUCGCUAUGGUUGGGGAAAUCUCACAAAAACGUAUUGCGAUCGCCGGUAGUCGGCUUGCUGUUGUCUUGAAGCACUUUGCUGCCCAGCUGCGUGUACUAGGGCUACAUGUAGCGAAUUAG
Messenger RNA from Phytophthora infestans T30-4, 810 nucleotides. RefSeq lists its product as uncharacterized. The record is from RefSeq and is a predicted model, not a curated record. Gene Ontology annotation, molecular function: nucleic acid binding; endonuclease activity. Lineage: Eukaryota; Oomycota; Peronosporomycetes; Peronosporales; Peronosporaceae. The transcript has 2 exons. The coding region runs from base 1 to 810 and encodes 269 amino acids. Gene Ontology annotation, biological process: DNA catabolic process.